Molecule: messenger RNA, 2870 nt
Organism: Pecten maximus
Lineage: Eukaryota; Metazoa; Mollusca; Bivalvia; Pectinida; Pectinidae
Product: zinc transporter ZIP1-like
Exons: 1
Coding region: 152-1249 (365 amino acids)
Biological process (GO): zinc ion transmembrane transport
Cellular component (GO): plasma membrane
Molecular function (GO): zinc ion transmembrane transporter activity
Source: RefSeq, a predicted model, not a curated record
AUGGAUUACACCGACAGAUAUUAAGUUUACUGAUCGAAACAACAUCAAGUCUAACUCACUCACGAUACUCAGAUAUAUCACUUAUCAAAUCACAAACCAAUCAGGACAUUAUAGACAUUGAAGCACUGUUGUUAGCUGAUACAACGCAACCAUGGUUGAGACAGCCAAAGUCGUGGCUAUAUUCGUAGUAUUUGGGAUAACAUUUUUCUUUGGUGUUUCACCAAUAUGGCUUCUAAAGUUGUUAUCAAACAAAAUGGAGAAUAUAUCCCGGCUCCAGUAUUUAGUGAGUAUGACGAACUGCUUCGCAGGGGGUGUCUUUCUUGGAACGGCCAUCCUUCAUCUUAUUCAGGAGUCAAUGGAGACAGUUGCUGAAGCUUUACCAGAACUAGAAUUUCCGUUGUCAGGAGUACUCAUCGGUACGGGAUUUUUCAUCGUUCUAGGAAUAGAACACGCAAUAGGACUCUUCAGUAAAGAUGAGGACAGUCCCUUUUUAGACCAUGGACACGACCACGGACUGAAGAGUCACAAUAAAGAAUAUCAGACUCGGGAAUCGAGAGUGGUCCCACAAGAAGGGUCUACAUUCGCUAAUACCACCCCUCCUUUAACAUCUGCAACACAGAACGGAGAUAACCAGGCUGGUAUCAGCCCGUUAGGUCACCAAACUACUGGAGAGACGACAUUCUCUAACGUUGACAUGCCGCAUGCAUCAACACCGACAGUGUCUGUUGCAAUAAAAGAGGGAAAAUCAACAAUCAUAGAUACUUCUGGUGAUGGACGCUCUAAAACAACAAGACGGAUCCGAGUCGUAAUUCUCGUGAUCGCUUUGUCUAUACACAUGAUAUUCGAGGGAAUGGCUAUAGGGUUACAGGACACUGUCUCGAAUACAUGGACAUUGGUGGCCGCCAUAUCGAUUCACAAGGCUGUCAUUGUGUUUAGUGUUACAUUGAAAAUGAAGGAGAUUGUGGAAGGAAAUCUCCGGAUUAUCCUAUAUAUCCUGUAUCUGUCGUUAGUGUCUCCCAUAGGGAUAGCAAUAGGAAUUGCAGUAACAAGUACAGGUUCUGGAAAUGAAUCUGCGCAGAACACAAGUUCUGGGAUAUUACAGAGCCUGGCAGCCGGAACUUUCCUUUAUGUAACAUUUUUCGAAAUUCUCCAGAAGGAGCUGUCGAAUGGAUACAGUCUGCUAAAAGUGUUUUUAACCCUUCUGGGGUUCGCGGCUAUGGCUGCCCUGAAAGUACUGGAUGCUGACUAGCAUUCAAAAUUUGCUCAUUAGAACACUGUUGAUACAAUAUUAAUGCAGCUAACAGUUUUGGAUAUUAAUCAAAAUACUGAAUGUACUAAUUGGUAUUGAUAAUAUUUUGCACCUUAUUGCCCAGGCUGACGGAAAGAAUGGACGAGGAAAGCUAUCAUUACGUCAAAUGUCCCUGUCUCAUGUUCUUGUUAAACACAUAGAGAUUUUUUGAUGUAGUGACCAGUUUCGAAACAGGUAAAACAUGUAGCCAGUAGGAAAUACAACAGAAGAAAUGGAUGUUAAUUUUCUCGCUAUCAUGCUAAGAGAAACUCUUUAAGAUUGUGCUAUGUCCACUUAAGACGACUCCUUCAUGAAUCUAUUUCUGCACUAAAUGAUAAUAUCCAAUUACUUCACAUUUUUACAUGGCUUUCUUACACAUAAUGCUAAUAUGAAUAUGACGAUAUAAGAGAAAGCUCAGGAAUGUAUCAGAUAUACCAGACGCUUUUUACUAAAUUAUUACAAAAAUUCAAACUAUCUGGCAAAUUUCAGUCUGCACGUCUACAAUCUGGAUUUGUACCAGUGAAGUUAAUACAAGAGUAGUUGUUUGACUAUCACUCAAUAAUUAUAUUGAUGAUCAGCUAAUUGAUACUUGUGUAUUUUCUCUUUUUUUAGAGAACUUUUUUUUUGAUAAUAGAAAUUAGCUUUCUUUUAUCUGACAGAUUACCUCGUACCAUUACUAUACAUGUAACAAUGGUCUGGUUUAUUCAUAUAAUAUAACAAAAGAAAUGAUAACGAUUUGGGUAAAAUCUAAAGGCUAUACCUUGGAGAAGAAAACGAAAAUCUUGACAAAGUGCCCUCUCCGCCACGCGAUGAUGGAUUACGUUAAAAAUGUAUUAAUAUUGAUGUGAUACAUUAGUCUUACCUCAUGCCUGAAAUGCUAGAUGUGUGAGUUUCGUAAGAUGCAUUCAUACAUAUAAUGAUAUACUGAUGGUAUACCCUACGUUAAUCUACCACCGAUUUCAACGAGUAAACUACUGAGAAGUAAAAUAAAUAAACAAAAAAAAAAAACAAAAAACAAAAAAACAAAAAAAAAAACCAUCCUGUAUCAAAUGUAUUUCUAGUAUGUUUGUGUUUUUAUUUUUUGCGGUGUCCAUUUGAAAAUCAUGUCAUUUUGAUCAUUUUUACCCACAAACACACAUUUUCUAAAAUACUGUUUAUUCACUUAAUUGUUUAUUAUUCACUGUUUAUUCACUAAAUUGUUUAUCAAACAACAGGAAAGUUUGGUCUUUAACCCUUCCAUCCAGAUAUCCCACACAGUUGCUAAGAUUGUAUAUUGAAUAGCACUGGAAAAAAAAAAGAAAUUUAAUUAAUUGUUAUAAAAAACUGUUUUGAUUAUUUUUAUUUUCGAUUGUCUUAGAUGUUAGGAUCUCAUUAAAUACCGAUUAAACAUUAAAUAAACUAAACUGUCAAAAGUCAUCAACUAUUGAGUUUUCAAUAAUAUCAUGAUUAAAAUAAAAUCAAAAUUAAUUUAUCAUUGUUGCAGCCCAGCCUCUUAGACUUGAAACAUAAACUGUGGAUCUCUUGUCCCCAGCUGUUUAACAGCACAGAACAGACAAAUGAAAACCAGCAUUAUUGACACUCA